CGCCCAGGAAAGCGACUUGUGGCUUCGUUUAGACGCAGAUAUGUGGCCGUGGAUCGAUUUGGUGUGCUGAAAUCAAACAGGAUCAACGCAAAACAUGGAUUCCAACCCUCUCCUAAGUGCCAUGGACCCAUCCAUCACGCUGUGGCAGUUUCUGCUACAUCUCCUGGAUGAUCAGAACCAGCGGCACCUGAUCUCCUGGACGUCCAACGACGGCGAGUUUAAGCUGCUGGAUGCCGAGGAGGUGGCGCGCCUCUGGGGGCUGCGCAAGAACAAAACCAACAUGAACUACGACAAGCUGAGCCGCGCCCUACGCUACUACUACGACAAGAACAUAAUAAAGAAGGUAAGCGGUCAGAAGUUCGUGUACAAGUUCGUAACCUUCCCUGACCCGAACUCAGCCGACGGACUCCGAAGCCCUGAGGAUGCCCAGCGGCUCAUCAGCGGAGACAAAGUGGAGGCGUCUGUCCAAUCCAAAGCAGCGGGGGGCGCCAGUGCCGCCGUGGCCUCCCUGUCCAAGAUCCUGCAGCCUCAGCGCUCGUCUCCCAGCUCGGUGCAGCGCAGCUCCCGCAACGACUACAUGAAGUCAGGGCUUUACUCCACCUUCACCAUCCAGUCCCUGCAGACGCCCUGCAAGAGCUCCAGCAAAGCUGUGAAAAUGGAGCUGCCUGUAGAGAGCACGCCCAAACUGAGCAGCAGCGAGAGACCGCUGCAGGAGAUGCGGGUGUGUCAGACAGAAGCUCAGCAGGCAGCAGUGGUCACUCCAUCUCCGGCGGACAGCGGCAGUCUUCAGGUGAUCGUGACCCAACCUUCACCGUGCGCCACUCCCGCCCUCAGCCCACAGACGCCCUCCGCAUCUACUGCUGCUGCCCCUACGAACGCUCAGCCACAGAAGAACCAGGGACUCGGUGAUCCCCCUCAGAUCUACCUGACGAGCGUGUCCGACCGCAGCUCGCUGACUUCGCUGAUCCAGGUAGCCGGUAGCGACUGCGUGGUCAGCUCUCAGCAAGGUCACCCUGUGUUUGUGGUCAUCAAGCCUCCACCUGUCGGGGAAGCCAAAGAACCGAACAUCGCUUCCGGAGAAGACCUGCUGGACAUCGUGGACCUGGACGUCAAACCUGAAGCCGAGACGAUCCCAGUGUCCACUCCAGUGGUUACGGAGGCUCCGGUGCCUGUCGAUGACUCUCCACCGCCCCCCUGCCCGGAGCCUGUGGUACAGCCGGUGGUCGAAUCGGAGCAGAGCGAAGAGACUCUGACGCCUGUGGAGGACGUGAGCACCACCGCAGCAACGCAACCAGCCUCCACUCAGGAAGUGCAGCCGCCCAAAUCCAAGAAGCCUCGCGUGCUCGAGCUUCCCUCGUCUCCCUCGCCGCUUCCGUCUGGUCUGUCUCUGGAUAAAGUCAGCGCAGCAGUGAACAGCCUGCUGGCCCCAGGCAGCACCACAAACACCCUCACACCUACCGUCAUCAGCUCUCACGCCUUAACUCCGGUGUUGUUGACGCCGAGUCCCCUCCCGUCCACCAUCCACUUCUGGAGCACACUGAGUCCCAUCGCCCCACGCAGUCCUGCCAAGCUCUCCUUCCAGUUCCCCUCUAACGGGAGCAAUCAGAUCCACAUCCCAGCGCUGAGUGUGGACGGACUGUCCACUCCCGUCGUCCUGUCCCCGGGCCCUCAGAAACCGUAGACGUCUCGCCCCUCGCUGGCCCUCGAGACGACAGCUAACACACAGCCAGCACUCUGCACAGCGAGAGCGGAGCGUCCGGUCCAGUGGCAGACGAGCAGGAUUGGGUUCCACCCUCACGCUGGCUGUGUGAUUGGCUCAAACCCCGGAACCUCUAUCUUUCAGACUCAAAGGUGCCAUUUUAUAGACUACGCAAGUUCAUUUUCUUUCUUCUUUAUUCUUUCAUAUCUGUACAUUAUUUAUUUUUGUCGUCUCAACAGAGUAGAUUUUUUGGUGCAUAUUUUUAGUUUCCGUUUUCACUAAACUGUUUGGAGUAUACGCCUUUUGAGGUCCCUUUUUUUUUUCUCCCCCUCUCCUCCCUCACCUGUUGCAAGACGGUGUGUCACGGAGCAGACUUUGGUUCUUCAGACUUCAUUUCUUAUUUUGUUAAUAAGGAUGUAAAGCUGAAAUGUAUCAGAAGACAGCCAGAUGGCAGUCAAGACACACUUCCUUCUGCGUCUUCUGAACUUGCAUGGUGCAAAGCAUCAUGAUUUUUUUUUUUUUUAAAGAUUAAAACCGAACACACGUUUAAAACAAAAAAAAAAAAAAAGUGGAUUUUCUUCAUGACUGACUACAAGGAAUUUAUUUUGCUAAAGAGGCACUUAAUUCUUGUGGAAUGAAAAGGCCAUCUGUGGGAAUUAUAGAAGCGGAAACAGGAAACAAGACGACCGUGCGCGAUUAUCAACUCCUCGUCAUGACGCAGAAUGUAUCGAUGUUCCUAUUUGCGACGAUGUCAUUCCUUUCCUGCUCGUCAUUUAUUCCCAUUCCGGUUUGAAUGUUCAUAUAUAUCUAUAAAAAAUUUAUUUUUUUUUGCUCCUUUUUUCUCGUCAGCUAUGUUGUGUGUAAACACGUUUGUAGUUUAUGUUCAAUGACCUUUACAGUUGUUGGUUUUAGGAAAAAAAAAAAAAAAAUGCCAGAGGAGACCAAAGACCAGCAAUUUGUACUGAAUUUAAUGAGCAUCUCUGUAUGUACUGCACAUCUUUCUUUCUCUCUCUCUCUCUCUCUCUCUCUCUCUCUCUCUCUCUCUCUCAAUCUGAUUUUCUCGCUUUGCCUCUGUCUGUUUCUAAAUUUAUCACAAAGGGCUACAGGAUUCAUCACACUACUAAACCAUCAACUCUUUCUCCUUAUCCUCAGUGACUCGUUAUGUAAUAACCGACAGUGAUUUUACUUAAUUAUUCUUCAAAGAUAUCAAUAUGUUAUUCAUAUCCUUUUUUUUUUUCUUGCAUCACCCGAGUUUGGCAUCACUCCACAUUUCUUUGCUGUGCGUUUUUAAUCAAAUUCAUUGGGAAAAGUUGAGUAUUUUUAAAACGAAACUCAAUUCUCACCUCCAAGCUGUGAACUGUUAUGUUUUUGUUUUUUUUUGUUUUUUUCCAGCAUGAAAUUGGAGACAGACAAGUGUGAUGCCGCUUUUUCUUUUUCCAGGUUUUUUUUUUUUUGGGAGCAUUGCAUCUUUUUUUUUUUUCUCCCAUACAAAAGCACAAUGAUCUUCUGGAUUUAUUGCAGCUCAGUUGAAAAGCUAUUCCCGUUCCUUAUUUGAGUAGAUAUGUUGUACAAAAACAGAUUACACACCCAAGGCCAUUUUUCAAAUACUUAAUUACGUAUUGUGUAUUUAAUUAAAAUUAUUUUUUUUUUCCGGACUGUAAGACCGUAUAAUGCUGCUAAUUGUAUGCAGCUAUAUUUCUGUCAAACGUAAUCGUAAAUAAAUGCAACAAGAGUCAUCAGGAGUUAACAUGAAACCCCACUCCAAAUUUUCCUAAGUUGAAUUGGUUGCCAUGGAAAUACAGAGAAAAUAAAAAUCGCAGAAAGGUCAGAAGGCACAACUCCUCUAGUCAUUGAACGUAACUGUCAGGUUUCAUGAAGAAAAAAUCCUAAUAGUUUUUGAGUUAUGCUCCGGAAACGCAAAUAUUUACAGACAGACCGAGCGAUAGCUAUUACCCCACCCCCAAAAUAUAUACUGGGAGGAUAACAAUGAUGUCAUAACUGUGGUUCUGAAAGUAGGGUCCAUGAUUUUGUUACAGUACUGGGCGGAAAUCACAACCCAAUUGUGGCAGCGGGGGCGUGGUCAAGCGUCGGUGAAGGGGGAGGACUCCAUGGGGCUGUUCUUCUCUGUGCUCCGAUCCCGGGUUUCGGCACCACUGUAGGAAUUCUGACGGAUGGGUGGAGCACAGAAGGACGGCAGGCCAGAACGGAGUUCAACAAAACUUUUAUUUUCCACUUUUCAGUGUACUUAUUUUCCGCUCUCCCAGCCACACACGCGCACAGAGAGCUCCCUUCCUCUGCCCUCUCUCUCCUUAUAUAGGGCGUGGUCACUGGGGAAGACACACAAAACACACGUUAACUGACAUCAGGCGCAGUGAUUCUGCCACUUACCUUCCCUGACUCCGCCCUCCGGUCACAAACCGAUGCUUGACCACGCCCCCGCUGCCACACCAAUAUAUUGGCGCUAUUAUAUUUAAGGCUCCAAGCAAAAAAAAUCAACUCAGACCUAAAGUACUGGAAAGUUCAAGAAUGGAAAGGUCUACAGUGCCCAAAUUUUUUUGAAAAGUUUAAAGCAGGCCUCUGAAAUGUAUUUUACAGUUAAAACGAUCCCUGGCUACAAAACGGUCGAGAACUACCGAUGUAAGGAAUAGUGGUGAUUUAUGGCUCGACCCAAAGCAGAGUAACUCUCUCUUUUCUCCAAAAGCAUGUCCUCAAGUGUUUUAUUAUCCUCUCUUGAAGAAACACUCCAUCCAUUGACACUUUUUAAAGCAAAACUUGAUGCAUAAAUUACUUUUCCUUGUGAUUUGUAGUAAUUUAUUUAAAAAUAUUUUAUAUUACUAAUCACUUGUCAGUUUGCCGUGUUAUGAGCCUGACAUCAUGCUGCCAUGUCACAAUUCUACAUAUUCUACCCCCAUUCACUGGAUAUGAGCAAUCUCAUGCUCUGAUUGGCUACUCUACGACUAGGAUAUCAGCUCAUAUACCGUGAGUAAAGAAAAACAAAAUGGCGGCGCGUGUUGCUGAACCAACCGAGGACAAAAUAAAAACUCUACUUGAAAACAGAGUUUUUCACCUUUAUUAGAUAGGACAGUGUAGAGAGAGACAGGAAAUGAGUGGGAGAGAGAGACGGGGAGGGAUCGGGAAAUGACCUCGGGUCGGACUCGAACCCGGGUCCCCGGAUUUAUGGUACGGCGCCUUAUCCACCUGAGCCAUGGCGCCCCCUGCUGUAGCAUUUUGAGAUGUCCAGACCAACCUGUGACUCGUGCAAAGAAGUCAGAUGCACAAUUUGUUUCUUGAACAAUUCAAUUUGCAAAAUUUACAGGAUUGAUGAAGGAUUUGUGAUUUUAUAGAUGAAACAUAGUUAAAGUUUCAUAACCGUUAUUGUAGAUCAAAUGUUACUUAUCCCCCAAUGGGGGGGGGGGGUGUAUUUAUUUUUAUUUUUAUUUUAAAUCCUCCACUGGCCGAAAGGCCCAAAGGGGGAUCAUGUCGUAGUGAUUUCUAUCCGUCUCGGGAAGGGUGCUAUCCUUCUGAAAUCAACUCCUCUCACAAUUUUUGGAGGAAUUUCACAAAACUUGGCAAGAUUCUUUGUUAUAAUGUCGGUAAUACGCAUAUUGCAAUUUCAUUCAAUCCAGUCGCAUUACAGUUACAGCCCUUGAUUACCAAAAUUAUAAUUUGACAAUUUCAUGAGCGUGUGCUCGUCUUCUGAAAUGAACUACUCUCGCAAUUUUUGCAGGAAUUUUCCGAAACCUUGCAAAAGGCUUUGUUGUAUGUCGGUAACACACAUUAUUACAAUUUCGUUCAAUUCGGUCACACUUCACCAGAGUUGUGGCUCUUGAUUACCAAACUUGUACUUCGACAAUUUCAUGAAGGUGUAUUAAGACUUUUUAAAAAUGUGUUUAUUCAAUAUUAAAAUGUUUGUGCAAAUAAACAUCAUAAUAUAUGGAUGACACAAGAAAGUACAUGUACUUAGUUCCAUUGUGGUCCAUUAUAAAGAAUUCACGUGACUUAGUUUAAUAGCACCAAUAAAAAAUAGUUAACAGUAAGUAAAUAGAGAGAUAUAUUAAAAGUGGAAAAUUUACAUUAAUAAAAUACAAAAUAACUAGAUUCUUGUAUGUUAAGACUUUUCAAAUAACUUUUUGACUAGAAAUUUAAACUGAGAUUUACUCCUCGCACCUUUGAUAUUUGAUGGUAAACCAUCAAAUAUCAAAGGUGCUAAAUGCUAGAAUAAAAUGCGAGAAUAAAAGAAUUGUUUUACCAUGAGAAUUGACUCUAGGGGUCUGGAAGGACUUAUAAGUCCUUCCUGAUAUAAGCACUUAUAGCAUAGAUAUUAUUGCCAGCAGGGGAUAUUGUGCUCCCGGAGCACUUUUUUUUUUUUUUGCGUUAAAUUAAUGUCUUUCUCCCCCCCCAAACAAAUAACCAGAGUAGACAUUGCGACAAAAAUGUCAUGUAUGUAAAACGUGCGUAAAUAAAAGUUAAGUCACACUUUGUCAAAUACAAAUCACAAAAUUGUCCCUAAACCCACUGAAACCUACGAUCUUGCCUAAUGGUAAUGAUGCACUAAUGCACAGAUGCAAUGUGCAGGCAUAAAAUUAAGACCAGGUUAACAAGUAGGGAGGGUUUUUUUUUUUUUUUUUGAACUUUUAUUUAACUGAACCAAUUCAACCUUUAGUUUAAAAAAAAAAGGUUGAAAUCUAAUCAACAAGAUUUAAAAUGAAUAUAUCUGACGCAAAAUCGGGCUCACUGCAGAAGUGUGGAAUUCAAAGGCGCUUAUUUCCUGUGUAAACAGGAAACGUUUUGGUUUAAGAAAAAAAAUGUAUUCUGAUGUCCAAGUCGAAGUUUAGACACUAAACGAAGUCACAGAUUUGCCUCAUGUUCCCUGAUGCACAGCACAUUCCUUUGUUGAAAUGAAAAGCCAAAAUGUGACUUUUUCAACAAACAUGAAUCGAGGGUUUUUUGUCCCCCGAGGGCGUGUCUUACAGUCCGGAAAAUAAAUCGGUAUUUCAGUUUUGAGUUAAAACACGCCAGAAGAAGAGCUGAAGCACAAGUGCAUUAUAUGGAUGUGAGUAUUGAGUACCCAAUAAGAUGCUCAAACAGUGUUCUUAAAUGCAUAUAGGGCGUGUCAUAAUGUGCAUAUAGUGUGGGUCAUUUUGUUUUCUAAUUUUGCCGCAAAUACAUUCCUUAAUCUGUAAUGUAUCAGUUACCAAAAUAUUAUACUGUAAAACAACCGAUGAACAAGACUUUGUCGGCCAAAUUAAGUGUAUAUGUGUUUUAAAUAAGUGUUAAUUUCAGUUUACAGGUCAAAGUUUACAGCUGAUUUGAUCCAAAUAUGAUUUUGGAUUUUGAUUAAACACUUUUCUGGAUUGGCUGCACCAAAUUUAAGAAAUGGCUGCUUAGAUUAAAAGUAAUUAACUGGAGAAAUUUUUUUCUUUUUUAAGAAUAUCCAGUAAAACGGCUUCCUUUUUUUUUUUGUUUGUUUGUUUUGUUUGGGGUUUUUUGGACUCGUUUUGUCGUGACCCGCCCCAUUUCCCAUUUCAUGAUUUAUAUCAACACAUAUCUGUGUACACAUGCUACAUUUGAUGCCUUUUUUGUGUUGUUUUUUUUUUCCAAUUUAACAACAGUAAAGUCAGGCUUAUGGCUGUCUAACUAGCUGUGUUGCGUUAUUGAUGGUGUAUUAAUUAUUAUUCUAGCCACAUUCACUGGAUAUGAGCAAUCACAUGCUCUGAUUGGCUGCUCCUAGGAUAUCAGCUCAUAUACCAUGAGUAGAGAAAAACAAAAUGGCGAAGUGUUUUGCUGAACCAACCGAGGACGAAAUGAAAACUCUACUCGAAAACAAAACCACAAAAAAUACAAAAAAAAAAGGAAUGAAAGUAUUUGAUGGUAAGAACGUAUCAUCUUUUUAUUUUUCAAGAAAUAUCUCAUCUCAUCUCAUUAUCUCUAGCCGCUUUAUCCUGUUCUACAGGGUCGCAGGCAAGCUGGAGCCUAUCCCAGCUGACUACGGGUGAAAGGCGGGGUACACCCUGGACAAGUCGCCAGGUCAUCACAGGGCUGACACAUAGACACAGACAACCAUUCACACUCACAUU
Neoarius graeffei (lesser salmon catfish) is the source of this 7776-nucleotide messenger RNA. RefSeq names its product ETS transcription factor ELK1 (gene elk1). The transcript is spliced from 9 exons. Gene Ontology annotation, cellular component: nucleus. Bases 95 to 1681 code for a protein of 528 amino acids. Lineage: Eukaryota; Metazoa; Chordata; Actinopteri; Siluriformes; Ariidae. Gene Ontology annotation, molecular function: DNA-binding transcription factor activity, RNA polymerase II-specific; sequence-specific DNA binding. The record is from RefSeq and is a predicted model, not a curated record. Gene Ontology annotation, biological process: regulation of transcription by RNA polymerase II; cell differentiation.